Molecule: messenger RNA, 5311 nt
Organism: Lingula anatina
Lineage: Eukaryota; Metazoa; Brachiopoda; Lingulata; Lingulida; Lingulidae
Product: RNA-binding motif, single-stranded-interacting protein 2
Cellular component (GO): ribonucleoprotein complex
Molecular function (GO): RNA binding
Source: RefSeq, a predicted model, not a curated record
GUAAAACUUCCUUGACCUAGAUUAGUAGCCGUACCAUAUAUCUAACAUAUUUAGUGUAGCCAAUUUGCAUAUAUGUCAUUAUUAUACGUGUGUGUGUGAUACUAUCGUAACUUAUUAGGCGGUUAAUUGUGGCCCGUGCCCGCUCAAGAACAGAUUCCUGGAAACGUGAGAGAAAAGUGAACUGAACGCUAGUGGGACUCAACGAAACGUUGCAAAAAUUAAUCGGCUUCCGUUUUCCUCGCUGCUGUACAAAUCUCGCGAUUAGCUUCAAGACGGCCUUAUGCAGGACCCUAAGGAGGAAAACACUACAGUAACCCAACCUAAACAAUCAACCCAGGAAGUAACAGAAACACAACAGGACCACACCCCUCCAACCAUGAACACUGGACAGGAUAACAUGAAGCAGAAUGGCAUGAAUGAGCAGGGCUACCAAGGUGGUGGGGCAGCAAUGAAUAGCUAUACUAACUAUAAGAAGACAAACUCCCCGCGCUAUAUCCAGCAGCAGCAGCAGCAGCAGCAGCCACCACAGCAGUACCAGCAACACUACGCCACACAGGGACCUGGUGGGCCUCCAGGGCAGCAGCCAACAAGACAACCCUAUCCCAAGAGAAACAUGUCUCCCGCAGGAGUGCCACCAGGUGGCGCUGGUUACCAGCAAUGGCAGCCUGCAGGGUAUCAGUACCGCGGCAGUCCACGCUUUUCCUCACCCGUCAACCCAGCCGCCUACGGUAGCUACAAUGCCCAGACUUAUGGAGCCGAGUAUGAUAGAGAUACAUAUAACCGACAGAAUAUGCCAUCAGCUAGCUCCAACUCAAGUAACCAAUCCACAGGAAGCAACUCAAUGGAAAGUUUAAGCAAAACCAACCUGUACAUACGUGGCCUCACCCCCACCACCACAGAUAAAGACCUCGUCAACCUCUGUCAGCAAUAUGGUAAGAUCACCUCCACAAAGGCAAUAAUUGACCAAGCAACAAACAAAUGUAAAGGGUAUGGUUUUGUGGACUUUGAAUCUCCCCAGGCCGCUGACAUAGCCGUGAAGGCACUGCAGGCUCAAGGUGUCCAGGCACAGAUGGCAAAGGUAGGCAAUCAACAAGAAGAAGACCCCACAAACCUCUACAUUGCUAACCUUCCCAUGUACAUGACAGAGCAGGAUCUAGAAAAUAUGUUCACCCCCUACGGAACUGUCAUUUCCACAAGGAUUCUAAGAGACCAGAGUAGUAACAGCAGGGGGGUGGGGUUCGCCAGAAUGGAAAGCAAAGAGAAAUGUGACCAGAUUAAACAGGCAUUCAAUUCAAAGAUUUUACCAGGUUGUAAAGACGCCCUCUUGGUCAAAAAUGCUGAUGGCGGAAACAAGAAGAAGACACAGUACAAACAGAACCCAGGAUGGACAGACCGCGGCGGGGAGGGAAUCGCACUGGCGUAUGAUCAGAGUGCGGCUGUUCAGAAUGGCCUUUAUCCUUAUAGCCUCGCACAGACUAUGAUUUCGCCAGGGAUGGUCCCCCGUUACACGGUCGCAACCACCGCCGCGGCGGGCAACUAUCCCGUGCAAACGGGGGGCACGUCUUGGAUGUACCACCCUCAGCACGUUAUGCAAUCCGCCAUCACGCCCGUAAGUGCUACUUUCGUGGACGACCACAGACCGGUGAUUCCCACAAGCUUACAUCCAGGUUCCACCAUGGAUCCAAAUCUUAUGCCGACCCUUGCUGCACAGAUGGGCCAAUUACAACUCUCUGGAGCUUCGUAUAUGCAGGCGGGACCCUACCACCAGAUGGCCUACCCAGCAACUGCCACCACGCCCAUUUUACAACAACAAAUACAGUACGAGGACAGUACUUCAGCCCCAGGGGCACCAGAAGAACACCAUCACUAUCAGUACACACAAACAGCUAGUGCUAAAUAAGACACCCCUUGCCCCCUCGGCAAGUCAAGAAGGGUUUUUUUUUAAUUCUGAAAAGGAAGGAUUUCGACAUUUUCUUGGGAACAGACACGCUGUUGUAAACUUAAAUAGAGGUGCAUUGCCAAUCACUAAUAUUUCAAGAGGCCAGAAAAUUUAGCCUGUUUAAGAUGGGAAGUGUCAUCGUAUUCAAGAUGGAUGUUUCUUGGGGUUUUGUGCACUUUUGUAGAAAGGAAGAGCUUUAGGACUUUCCCAGUUUCUUCUUGUUCCUCUAUAUCAGUAUUGGUUAUCCAACCACAAGAUGAUUACAAUAACUGGAAAAUAUUUGGGCUGUAAUGUAUGAAUUUGUUAUGAUCAUGGAACAAAGGUUCAUGGAUUUUUUCAUGACUAUGGAAGAAUGUGUUUUGAUUUUGAAAUGAGAUAGAAGAGUUUCUAUCAUGGAAAUUACAGAUUUGCUGAGCUUGGAAUGGUGCUUAAAAGAAAACCCUGAAUUUCAAAAUGAGCUGUGCAUUAAUAUUGCUGCUGGCUGAAAAAACUGUUCAGUAAUUGUGGUAGAUGAGACAAGCGAUUGUGACGACCAUGGAAUACUUUAUCAAACAAAACACGAACCAGAUUACUUGCUGAUUUGGUAUUAUUUAAAUAUUUCGUUUUUUUAACAGCAAUUGCCAAGAAGACUGGUCCAAAUAAACAAAAUGACGUUUUUACUUGAAAUUGCUGUUAAACCAUUUCCUUGCAUGAAGAAAAGGCAGAAAUUGUGGAGGGAAAAGGAAAGAUAUUGAAAGUGAUACCUACCUUCAAACAAUGACAGAAGUAUUUGGUAUGUCCUGAACUAUGCCUUUUGCAGAUGACUUCCUUUCAAUUUGUAUAGAAUGUUCUAUACCUUGUACAAAAUACCUAUGCUGUGUACAGAACUUUUGUGAGUUGUGUUAGUAUUGCAUGCUGUUAAUUUUUAACAUUGAUUAAUUACUUUCUUUUAAAAUUAUUAUAAAGGUAAAAAAAAAUGUUGUAAAGAUGUCAGCUGGGCAACAACAUUUAGAGAAAACUAGAAUCUUAACAAAAAUCCUUUGGGGGAAGACUGAUGUCCCAUUUUGUUGUUACUGUUUAUUUAUUUAUUUAUUUAUUUAUUUAUUUAUUUAUUUAUUUAUUUUAUUUAACCCUAGUUGCUGUCAUAGAACCUUUUCCAUUCAUGUUGUCCAGUUACUAGAUGUGUUAGUGAUUUUAGCGAUAGAUGUGCUCAAAAUGUAAAUAGAAUAAGUUGUGUACAAAGAUGUAAACUGACAAGAAAAGGCUACAUUGUUGACCACCAGUCUGAACCCUGGAUUAACUCUCCAUCAUGAGUUAUACACAAGCAAUUUACCAGUAGCAACCCUCAUGACAGAUAGCCCUAAAGAAGGUUGCUGUGUUGAAAACUGGGCGUGCCUCGGUUUAGUGACAACCAUGAUAGGGUUUAGUAAGUAGCAGUUAGCUAUGUAGGUUGGCAUGAAAUUGUUAGUAGAUAGGACUUAUGUAUAUUGGUUUCCACGCAUGGAGAAUAUAGUUGCCAAGUGCCCUAGAUUUAUUGAGACGACCUAACGAUUGGAUCUAUUGUCCAGCUUCCCAUAAUGACAUCUGAGAACGUUGGCAGUAUUUUACAGAGAAGAUGCCUAACAAGACACUUGACUCUGUCCCACUCAUGGUUUUGCAUCUCCAGGAUUUUUUUAAAGACUUGUCCUGAAUGAUGAAAGCCGCAUGGCAACUAUACCUUAGUCCCUUUAUGAAGUGUUCAUUCAUUGUAAAUAUGUUAGGAUUGACUUAAGUUUUUUCUCUGUUGAGAAGUAUUGUUGCAGGGAAAUGUUCAAGCUGUAAAUGGCAUGUCACAGAUCCUGCUGCCAUCUUGUGACUGCGCACAGACUACUUUGAUCAAGGCCAUUUUGCUUUUGUCGAAACUAUUUGACAAUUAUUUCAUUUGGCCUGAUAGUAAAACAUCUUAAGUUUGAGGAAAACACCAGGUACAUUUACUUUUUAAGCUUAAUGUAGUCACACUCUGUGGAUUCAGAAUGUUUUGUGAUAAUGUGAUUGGGUUUUUGUGUAUUUGUGCUUUAUGACAGUAUUGAGGGUUAUUUUUUUCUUUGAAAUUUACAUGGCCUCAGAUGUAAAAACAAGAAUGUGGAUAUAACCAAUCAAAAUUGAGGCAGCCAUUUGCUGCAGGAAAACAGUGCAAUAUGACAACUUCUAUCUUAUCAGUCAAUCUAUUUUGUCUGCUUAGUGAAGAAUUUAUGUAUUGGAAUGUAAAUCUUUUUACAUUGAUUCAUAUACUACUUAUACUAUACAGUCAUCUUUUGACCAUAUUUUGUCUGUCGGGUUUUAACAAAUUUUUGAAAAACAUUAAUAUAUCUAGUUAUAAUAACCUGUUAAAUAUGAUCAUCUGUUAAUGCAGUGUUGACCACUGAAAGUGAGAAUGAUUGGUUGCCAUGCCAUCCUGUAUCCGUGGUUACAUGGUUGAAUAUUUUUGUUGCUAUGGUUAUUUUUCCUUUUACGGCAACAUGUCAACAGAAGUCAUUUUUCACAUAUCUGUUAUUGUUUUUUAUAUCUUUCUUUGCACUUCUAAAACAGUUGAGAAACAGUGUAAAGGGGUGAGUUCUUGCAGGGAUAAGUUGAAAGGUUACUUUCUUGAACGGGGGCAAUCCUGUAUGGAGUUGCCAGCACCUUGAUCGGAACAAGUGCAAAACUUUUCAUGUAAGUUCCCUCUCGAAAAGUGCCAUUUUGUACAUACUUAAAUUACUCCAUUCUUUUAUUACUGGCACGCUGAAGAAGAGCCCAAAAAGCCAUAGCAAGACUAGGUAAGAGAAAACAUUGGUUCUGCUCUGUUUUCAAUGCCUUGGCACCUUUAACUGAUUCUGCAGUACAUGCUGUAACGCAGGAGACCAAUGUCACCAACGUCGCAUUACAACAGGGCGAACUGCAAGGUGCCCGGUUCGCCCAACGAGUCAGAGACGUACGUGUACUUCCAUAACUCAGCGUGUAAACAUGACUCUGCGUGUAUCUCCGUAACUAUUGUGAACUGGGCAUUAUAUUACUGCGCCUAUGGCUUCGCGUUUGACCCGUCUGGACGGCUUACGUAAUGGCCAAGAGAUCCGAAUGAUUUCUUUAAAAUGACACUUUAGAAUUAAAAAAAAAAUAGUCGGUAGCCAACAUCUUUUGUUAUAAAGGCGUCGUUUCACGGUUGUUUUUCUCAUUUAUUUGCCAAUUUUUACUCGUUAGUGAGCACCCGGUUUUGAUGCGUCGCGACGUGACAUUGGUCUUUGAGGAGAACGCAUUUGCUGUAUAUCGGAAUAAGAUGUCUAUAUGUAUAGUUGCAAUAAUGAAUACCGUUGAGGAGUGAUGAAGUUGCUAAUGUUUUGUUUGGGAAUUGAUUAAAAACGAAUAAAAAUUGUUGAA